UUCUUGUGUUUUUCUCAUCCGGCUUCUCACUCACACUCUCGCUCAGCAGAGGCUCAGAGGUAGGGAGCAAAGAUUCUCACUUGGAAAGGGUGGAGAGAGAAUUUUUAUCUUUUAUUUUUUUCUGACUGAGAAAGAGACGCCAAAAAAGAAAAAACAAAAAGAUGGAGAGGAAGCAGGAAGAGGUGGACCACCUGGAGCGCCCAAGCCCACUGACUGACAAGGAGAGGGUGAUGAUCCAGGACUCGUGGGCGAAAGUCUACCAGAACUGUGAGGAGGCCGGGGUUGCCAUACUGGUCAGGCUUUUUGUGAACUUCCCUUCAUCUAAACUGUACUUCAGCCAGUUCAAGCACAUUGAAGAUACACAGCAACUGGCGCAGAGUUCCCAGCUCAAGAAACAUGCUCAAAGAGUCAUGAACGCCAUUAACACAUUGGUGGAAAACAUUGACAACUCAGAGAAGGUGACCUCAGUGUUGAAGCUGGUGGGCAAAGCCCACGCUCUCAAACACAAGGUGGAUCUGGUGUACUUCAAGAUCCUGUGCGGUGUGAUUCUGGAAGUCCUGGGAGAAGAGUAUCCAGAGGUUGUGACACCAGAGGUGGGCAUGGCAUGGACCAAAUUCCUGGCUACUGUCUGCUCUGGCAUCAAAGCCGUCUAUGAGGAAGUGGGCUGGACCCAACAAUCAACCUCCACCGGCUGAAACCUUUUCGUUAGUACUCCUAUAAUGAGGAACUUAUUAUCGCUUUGCAGCUUUAUGCAACAGCAAUCAGAAGACUGUAAUAUGAUAAUGCAGUUUGUUGCUAUCUAUGAUAAUCAUGGAAUAUGUAAAAAGGCUAUAUUAUAAACAAAUAUAGAAACAUGUACUGUGCCCUUUUUUAUAGCAAGCAUUGUGUUUUUAAGAGAAAAAGAGCAACCCUCCCCCUACUUGUUCUCUUUUAAAGACUAAUCCAUUUAAGAUAGAAAACAGAGAAAGAAAAUACAAACAGAUGGAAAGGUGAAUAAGAGGUCACAUUUGACUUGGGCGUGCCUUUUAUUAAUUGUGUUCAUGUAUAAACGAAAAUGUAAACAGAAUUAUUUCUGAACAUUCAGAUGUUUUACAGAUGUUUCCUCCUUUCAGUCUACACUUACUCAUGUCAGCUUUGUUACAUUUUCAAUAAUAAUGCUGAUGAUUGUACUUUUCCCCUCAUUGAAACUCACAUUUGUAUGUGUAAUUGAGGAUUAUUUGAAGUAAACAGACAAUACAAAACCUU
Messenger RNA from Girardinichthys multiradiatus, 1245 nucleotides. RefSeq names its product cytoglobin-1-like. The record is from RefSeq and is a predicted model, not a curated record. Gene Ontology annotation, molecular function: iron ion binding; heme binding; oxygen binding. Gene Ontology annotation, biological process: oxygen transport. The coding region runs from base 162 to 695 and encodes 177 amino acids. NCBI's taxonomy places the organism in Eukaryota, Metazoa, Chordata, Actinopteri, Cyprinodontiformes, Goodeidae. The transcript has 4 exons.